This is a messenger RNA of Passer domesticus (house sparrow), 1459 nucleotides long. RefSeq names its product phospholipase A and acyltransferase 1-like. Lineage: Eukaryota; Metazoa; Chordata; Aves; Passeriformes; Passeridae. Gene Ontology annotation, cellular component: cytoplasm. The record is from RefSeq and is a predicted model, not a curated record. Gene Ontology annotation, molecular function: A2-type glycerophospholipase activity; glycerophospholipid phospholipase A1 activity. The coding region runs from base 738 to 1298 and encodes 186 amino acids. The transcript is spliced from 4 exons. Gene Ontology annotation, biological process: N-acylphosphatidylethanolamine metabolic process.
CUGUCCCUAAACAGAGGGGUUUUUGUAGACAUUUCAAGCACCUGGAUGUGGUGCACGUCAGAGGAUGAAAACCUGGGCUGAUUCAGUGCUGGCCAGGGAAGCCUCAGCAUCGUGCAACCUGGUCUCCUUGUCUGUGUUUGUGGGUAGGGUUAACAUCAAUCUAAUCCAUCAGCUUUUUGCUGCAAAGUCUUUUGAAUUUACCCGAGGGCAUUUGGGAUCCCUCUGCAGCAUCCUCUGCCAUUUUUGUUAGCAACUGACAGACUGGUAGCCAAGGCAGGUUUUAAUCAUGAUCCAGUGGUUGUUGUUCUGCAAGAAAAUGUCCAGUGGAGUGACAGAGAGCAGGGUCAGGGCUGUCCCAUCACUGCAUGGGAGGGUGACUCGGGAAUAGAGUCUCCCCACAAUGAGGUGGUGGCCCCACUUCCUCGGCAACAAGAUCACGUUUACCACUCGACAGGUUGUUUUGGUACCGCCCCAAGGAGCGGAGCCUUCCCCCUGCGGGGCGGUGGAUGGUGCCAAAUAUGCAGCUGCUGGGGCAGGACGGGCAGUGACCUCUCAAGAACGGCGGAAUCGUCACUGGGGCGAUAUUUAUAGCGGGAGCAGCGGGCCGGGAUCCCGGCCCCGGCAGCAGCGGGCCAGGCGCUGAGCUGCCCCUGCACAGCCCUCGCCUCCCCGCUGCGCUCUGCCCUGCGCUAAGCCAGCCCGGCGGAGCCCGCACGGCCCCACCCAACCUCCCCGAGAUGGCACAAGGCGGGCGCGACCCCCGGCCCGGGGACCUGAUCGAGAUCGACCGGCCAGGUUACCAGCACUGGGCCCUCUACGUGGGGCGUGGAUAUGUCAUCAACGUGACAGACGAAGGAGCCACAUCCCUUACUCUUAGCAGCUCUUCAAUACGCGCCACAACAGCCAAGGUGAAGAAGCAGCUCCUGAAGGAGGUGGUGGGAAAUGAUGAAUGGCGUGUCAACAACAAGUAUGACCGCUACUACACUCCUUUCGCUGUGGAGAAGAUCAUCCAGCGUGCUAAGCAAUGGAUUGGUAGGGAGGUGCCAUAUGAUGUGCUUAACAGAAACUGUGAGCACUUUGUGACAGAGCUCCGCUAUGGAGUAGGAGUCUCUGAGCAGGUCCACAAAGCAGCUGCUGGCAGUGCUGCAGCUGCAGCAGCUGGUGUUGCUGGUCUUGGUGGUGCUCUCACUGUUGCUGAGUUUGCUGGUGCUGCUGGUAUUGCUGGUGCGGCAGGUGUUGCUGGUGCCGCUGCUGCUGCUCUCGCAAUGGCAUUGUACGCCAGCGCCUCCAGCCGAUAGUGCUGCUGAUGGGCCGUCAGGAAGAGCUCAGAGCAAGGCAGGGGCAUCUCCUGGAUACUGCGGUCAAGGUCAGCUUUUGCAGCCCAUGACAUCAAGGCUUCCUAGGAAUUGUGCCACCCGUGCUGUAAGCUUUAAAUAAGCCUUAAUUAAACAUCUGAAAU